GUCAUGCAGCGGUGCCCUGCCUGAAUUGGCCGGGUCUCCGGUGGGUGUGCACGGCCCCCACCCCCCGCCCCUGCCAGCCCUGCCGAACCCUCCCUGGCUCAGCCCCCGGCAACGUGCAGCGCUCUCUUCUCGCCUUCCUAGAAGGGCUCAACUACACUUUCAGCUCCUCCAGACUUUCUCCGCUUUUGCCGUACAGAGGCACCCUCCCUCUGGUCCAGCUCCUCCCGUGCCUGCCUCUCUGUCUCCACGCUAUCCCGUUAAAAGGCUGCUGCUCCUGCUCCGCUGAACCAAUGCACUGGCUGACUUGAUCUGGGAUGAAGGCUGGAGGUUAUCGGCGCGGGAACGGAGAAGAACUCUAGGCAGCUUUCCAUUUGCGAAGUGAGCAGUAAUUGCAAGAAGACAACCUCCCCAGUUGGAAUCAAUAGUCUGCUUUCUUGCUGCUAAGGGCACUUUGGAGCAGCAGUAGGUCACUGAAGUAACUUCAGCACACUGCUGACUGCGGAGUUGUAAAGAACUAUAUGCAAGUGGCUGCAGUAGUGCUGGAAAACGCUUUGCUGUUACCAGGGACACAAUAGUUUUCAAGUCAUUAGAGCUUUGCUUCUGGUCCGCUCCUUCCAUUACACAGAGAGGGUCCUCCUUUGGAGGGAUGAGGAUGGAGCUGUGAUUUUUCUCCAGUGUUGUUCUAGAGGAGGGGACAAGAGAGGGGGAAAGAGGCUGUAGAAGCAAAACCCUACUGCUGCUGAACUCAAGUUCACUUGAAUUUCCCCAAAUCUUUGCAGGCACAGAGAGGCACAAUGCCAGAAAAUCUGAAUCUUCUUCGGGCUUUUGGGGGGGUUUUCUUUAUCUUCUGGACAGCUUUUAACACAGCCUUAGUGGAUGUGGUUGGAUCGGAGCAGCAGAUCCCCUUGUCUGUUGUAAAGCUCUGGGCCUCAGCAUUUGGUGGAGAGAUCAAAUCUAUUGCAGCCAAAUACUCAGGUUCCCAGCUCCUGCAGAAGAAAUACAAAGAGUAUGAGAAGGAUGUUGCAAUAGAAGAAAUCGAUGGCCUCCAGCUUGUGAAAAAGUUAGCAAAGAAUAUGGAAGAAAUGUUUCAUAAGAAGUCUGAAGCUGUACGG
Molecule: messenger RNA, 1112 nt
Organism: Empidonax traillii (willow flycatcher)
Lineage: Eukaryota; Metazoa; Chordata; Aves; Passeriformes; Tyrannidae
Product: voltage-dependent calcium channel subunit alpha-2/delta-3-like
Exons: 3
Source: RefSeq, a predicted model, not a curated record